AUUGUUAUUAUCAACUGAAAAGAACAGCCUCUGCCAUACUCUCUCAGUCGCUCCACCAACUCCGGCGUUUACAACCACCGCAGGUUAGCUUCCGUUCAAGAUCCAACAAUGGCCACCGCCACUUCCGCUGCUGCAUCAGCCUUUAUAGGCACCCGCUUGCUGAACGUGCAUUCGAGUUUGGGCCGGUUCCAGGCGAGGUUUGGGGUUGGCGCAAAAAAGGCUGCGCCCAAGAAAGUCUCAAAGCCCAGUUCCGAUCGUCCACUGUGGUUCCCCGGAGCUCAGGCGCCCGGGUGGCUAGACGGGAGCUUGGUGGGCGAUUACGGGUUCGACCCGUUCGGGCUGGGGAAACCAGCGGAGUACUUGCAGUUUGAAUUGGAUUCUUUGGAUCAGAACUUGGCAAAGAAUGUGGCUGGUGACGUGAUCGGGACCCGGACGGAGAGCUUCGAAGUUAAGCCCACGCCGUUCCAGCCGUACACUGAGGUGUUUGGGUUGCAGAGGUUCCGUGAGUGCGAGCUGAUUCACGGGCGAUGGGCCAUGUUGGCUACUCUGGGUGCCCUCGCCGUUGAGUGGCUCACCGGAGUGACCUGGCAAGAUGCCGGAAAGGUGGAGCUAGUAGAGGGAUCGUCAUACCUUGGGCAACCUCUUCCAUUCUCCAUGUCUACCUUGAUCUGGAUCGAGGUAUUGGUGAUCGGCUACAUCGAAUUCCAGAGAAACGCCGAGCUUGACCCUGAGAAGAGGCUGUACCCAGGAGGAAGCUACUUCGACCCACUUGGAUUGGCAUCUGACCCAGAGAAGAAGGCCAGGCUUCAACUGGCGGAGAUCAAGCACGCCCGCCUUGCCAUGGUCGCUUUCCUGGGCUUCGCCCCCAAUAAACCCGCUAACAAUGCGGCUGACGUGGCGGACGGACGUAGGAAAUCAGAGAGUAGCACGUGAAUUUCGCGAGGCCAAAGAGUACGGAAUCUUCCUUUUCCA
This is a messenger RNA of Rubroshorea leprosula, 972 nucleotides long. The record is from the annotation of a GenBank genome assembly. NCBI's taxonomy places the organism in Eukaryota, Viridiplantae, Streptophyta, Magnoliopsida, Malvales, Dipterocarpaceae.